CGGUACGUUUUCCCUCUCUUCCAAAUUCGGCGGCAGUAAACGUCAGUAAACCUUUGUAAACUGCAUUGAAUAGUUCAAAAUCUUGUUUCUCUUCCUUCUUUCGUUGAAUUUUCCAUUAUUGUAUCGAAGUGCAUUGAAAGUGUGAAACUGUGCGCCAUACUUACUGUUCGCUGAGAAAAGCUCGUAGUGUCUCACCUACAACAUUACCACACGGUUUACUUUGAUUUUGUAAAUAAAAAGGAGCGAAGCGGCCGAUAAAAUGUGCGAGAACGAUAAGUCAGUUAAGUGUGAGAACGCCGAGGAAGAGGACGUAGAGAUGCUGGAUCAGGAUCUGCUCGAGGAUGCACCGUGGAAGCUAAUCCAACGGAACACGUUCACGCGAUGGGCCAAUGAGAAACUGAAAGUUAUAAACAAACGAAUCGACGAUUUGGAGUGCGACUUAUCGGACGGCCUUAUAUUGAUAAGUUUGAUCGAGGUGCUCGCGCAGAAGAGGCUACCGAGGCACAAUCAGAAGCCCACCUUCAGAUCGCAGAAACUCGAAAAUGUGUCAGUUGCCCUGAAAUUUUUGGAGGAUCAAGGAAUAAGAAUCGUCAACAUCGAUUCGACAGACAUCGUUGAUUGCAAGCUCAAGUUGAUUCUUGGAUUACUAUGGACACUAAUUCUGCAUUAUUGCAUUUCUCUGCCUAUGCUGGAGGAAGAAGAGUUCGAAAAUGACAAACCCAUUGCGCCAAACGCAAGAUUAAUGCGUUGGAUACAGUCUAAGAUUCCAGAAUUGCCAAUUAAUAAUUUCACGUCCAAUUGGAAGGAUGGACGAACUAUCGGAGCUCUUGUGGACGCCGUUGCACCUGGGCUUUGCCCCGAUUGGAAAGACUGGAGUCCGAAUAAUGCUUUAUCAAAUACUUCGGUCGCAAUGGACUUGGCAGACAAUUGGCUAAAUAUACCACAGCUCAUUAAACCUGAAGAAAUGAUCAGCCCCAAUAUAGACGAAUUAUCAAUGAUGACUUACCUGUCUCAAUAUCCACAUGCUAAAUUAAAAGAAGGAGCUCCUCUAAAACCACGAUCGAUUCCAGAUAGAGUAAAAGUUUAUGGUCCUGGUAUUGAGCCAACUGGUCCAGUAACGGAUGCACGUAACAAUUUCACCGUAGAAACAUUCGCACCAGGUAAAGUUGACGUUGUGGUAGAAGAUCCUAAAGGAAUCAAAAUUCCGGUUGGAAUAACGUCUCUCAUACGUGAUAACUACUUCGGGCCAAAAGUUGAUACUAUUCCUGAUAAAGACGGAAAAUUCAAAAACUCUGUCUCGUAUAUUCCAAAAACUCAGGGACCGCAUAAAAUAAAGAUAUUUGUUGAUGGAAAAGAGUGUGCAAAUAGUCCCCACACGGUAAAUGUGGGAACACAGUCUGGUGAUGCUACCAAAGUUACAGCUAGUGGGCCUGGCUUACUACCAGAUGGAGUCAUGAUUAAUAAACCAACGUAUUUUGAAAUAUUUACAAAAAAUGCUGGACACGGUGCACCACAAGUUGCAAUAAAGGAUCCUCAGGGAUCAUUGACAACCGUACCUGUUAAAUUAUUUCGAACUUCGCCAGAUGUGUGGAGGUGUGAGUACACUACACCUUCACCCGGUUUACAUCUGGUGAACGUAGUUUUCGCUGGGAAACCUAUAUCUGGAAGUCCUUACCCUGUUAAUGUAGCUCCAGUCUUAGAUAGUAAAAAAUGCAGAGCUUAUGGGCGAGGACUUGUGCCAAACGGUGUACGCGUUAAAGACAACGCGGACUUUACCAUUGUCACCAAGGACGCGGGUGAUGAAGUGCCAGGAGUUAAAGUGAUCGCUCCAGGUGGAAUCAAUUGCCCUGUACAUAUUACCAAAGUCGAUUCGACAACAUACAAAUGUAAUUACACGCCAGUGAAAGAAGGGCGACAUGUAGUAACGAUAACAUACGGCGGAAGAGAUAUUUACAAGUCACCUUUCGGGGUGAACGUUGGUCCGUACAAAGAGUCAGCUAUCAGAGCCUUUGGACCUGGCCUUCAUGGUGGAGUAGUCGAUUAUCCAGCUAAAUUCACUGUGAACACGAACGGCGAGACCGGUGCCCUUGGAUUUUCGAUCGAAGGUCCGUCGAGGGCGAAGAUCAUGUGCUACGACAAUGGCGACGGCACAGCGGAUGUGUAUUAUCUACCAACUGCCCCUGGACAAUACGCGAUUCACAUACAUUGCGAGAAUGAAGAUAUUCCGAAUUCGCCAUACGUCGCGAAUAUUUUGCCAAAAUCUGGCUUCGUUCCCGAUAAGGUUAAAGUGUAUGGUCCAGGAGUUCAAGCGAAAUCCAUUCCUCUCGAUAAACCAACGAACUUUACGGUGGACGUGAAACAAGCCGGCCAAGCACCAUUGGAAGUGGUCGUUCAAGAUGCCAAUGGGAAAGAUGUUCCCGUUCAAUUGGAAGACACUCAUGACGGGAAGAUAAAAUGCCAAUAUACUCCGACAUCUGGAACACAACAUAUUAUUAUGGUGAACUAUGGUGGCGUAGCAAUACCCGAGUCUCCAUUCAGGAUGAAGGUAGACACACCUUUAAAUCCUGCUUUAGUGUCGGCUUACGGGCCUGGUCUCGAGAAAGUGUUGAAAUCGAAUACUCUUGUUCAUUUCGAUGUCGACUGCCGCAAAGCUGGUCCAGGUGAUCUUCGUGUCAACAUUGUGAACUCUGAAGGAAAGGACAUUUUAUUUUCGUUGAAAGAGAAGGAGGAUGGUACAUACACAGUUCAUUAUUCGGUACCCCAGCCAGGAACUUACUUCAUAAACUUGAACUACGGAGGAGUUAACGUACCCUACUGUCCUAUCAAAGUCAAUGUUCAGCCGCACGUAGACAUCUCAAAGAUUAAAGUUGAUGGCCUUGCUCGAACGGCUCCGGUGAACAGCUUACAGCAGUUCCACGUAAUAACUCAGGAAGCUGGAAUGGCAGCAGACUUCCAAGUGGCCAUAACAGCCCCUUCAGGAAAUCGAGUGAAAGCCCACGUGGUACCGACUCACGAUGGCUACUUGGUGAACUUCACGCCGACAGAACUCGGCGAGUAUCUCUUGGGGAUUACUUUCGGCGGAGAACCGAUAUCGAAUCAACCUUAUCGAUUAACCUGCGUCCACGGCUCAGAUCCGGGAAAAGUGAGAGCCUCUGGACAAGGCCUGUCACACGGAAUAGUGAACAAACCCGCUGAAUUCGUGAUCGAUACUCGUGGCGCUGGACAAGGCGGUCUUGGCGUGACGGUAGAGGGGCCUUGUGAAGCGGCCAUUAAUUGCCGCGACAAUGGCGACGGGACAUGUUCCGUUGCCUAUCUGCCGACUGAAAUCGGCGAUUAUGGUAUCAAUAUCACGUUUAACGAGAAACACAUCCCCGGCUCACCUUUUCAAGCCAUUGUCGUGAAGGACGCUGAUUUGUCGAAGAUUAAAGUUACCGGAAACGGCAUUCAACCGCACGGGGUAUGUGUGAACGAACCUGCAGAAUUCACGAUAGAUACUCGAGCAAUGCCAAAAGCGGAAAACGACGGUAAAAAGGUUUCUUAUGUAAUAAAGUAUCCAAGUGGCGAUCAAACCCAAAGCGUUGUUACUCCCGGAGAAGAUGGGACUUACCAUGUUUGUUACGUACCGUUUGAAGAAGGAUGUCAUAUCAUAGAUAUACUCUACGAUAAUAUUCCUAUUCCUGGUUCACCAUUCUCAGUUAACGUUGAACGUAUGGGUGACCCUAGAAAGUGUAAAGCGUAUGGGCCGGGUUUGAAGGAAGGAUUUGUGAAUAAACCCAACACGUUUACUGUAGAAACCAAAGAUGCUGGUAACGGCGGUUUGGCUUUAUCCAUGGAAGGCACUGGCGAAGCGAAGAUGAUUUGCCAAGACAAUUACGACGGCUCGUGCAGCGUUGAAUACAUUCCGACCGAACCAGGAGAUUACGAGUGUUCUAUAAAAUUCGCGGAGCAACACAUUCCGGGAUCUCCGUUCCAAAUCCUAGUCGUGAACGAGAUAGAAGCAAACAACGUAACCGCAUAUGGAUCUGGACUAGAAGCUGUGCGAGAGAAUGUGUUGUCAAAGUUUAUGGUCGACACAUCGAAAUGUAGUCCAGCUCAAUUAGACAUCACACUGAAGACUGACAAAGGACAAGUUCAAAAGCCGGUGAUCAAAAGUCGCGGGGAUGGUUUAUACGAAGUCACUUACCAACCCCCGCCAAUUGGAAGUAACUUGCAAGUUGGAGUGACGUAUGACGGGAAAAAUAUACCUGGAAGUCCGUUCAAACCAAAAAUAUUGCCGUCGGUGGAGCCUAGCAAAGUUGUUCUCUCUGGACCUGGAGUGGCACCCGUUUGCACUGCAUCUUUCCCAAUUGAUUUCGUAGUGGACACUUCGAAAGCUGGCUAUGGAGAUCUCGAAGUUCAAGUACUGGGUCCGGAUCAAGUUCCUCGAAAAGUUGAAAUUCAAGACCUGGGGGAUGGCAAAUACAGGGCAAGAUAUUUACCCGAUGAUUGUGGUCGUUAUCAAAUAAAGGUCCGAUACGGAGGGGUAGAGGUACCAGACUGUCCUAUUUUAAUACAGAGCGUGUCCACGGGAAAAGCUGACGAAUGUAAAAUAAAGGAGGGAAUACAACGCACGCUGACACAGGGUGAAGAGCAAUGCAUUACAAUCGAUACCAUGAACGCGGGUCGUGGCGCUGUAACCUGCAGAAUCAAAUCCACUUCUGGAAGCGAAGUUGUCGAUAUUGACAUUGAGGACAAUGGGGAUGGCACUGUUAGCAUUUAUUACACAGUCGCUGAUGCCGGCGAUUACACGCUCAGCAUCAAAUUCGGGGGUCAACCUGUACCUGGUGGAUUUUACACCUUUACGGCAUCCGAAGAAUACAGAGAGCACAGCACACAAAAAACUCAGAGAACAAGACGGUCCGGUCAAAAGAAGGAGCAACGCGUGAUCGAACAGCAGACCUCCAGUUUGCAAGAUAGUUCUGCUAGCUCGACAAAGAAGAAUUUCAACGUAAUCCGUCUGAACAAAAUUCGUCUACCAUUAUCAGCUGGCACAGUAACAGCCGAAGUAAAGAUGCCGAGUGGGAACAUGGACAAACCAGUCAUCGAAGAUAAUCAUGACGGAACGGUGUCCAUUAGAUAUGAUCCAAGAGAAGAAGGACAGCACGAAGUUGUUGUAAAAUUCAAUGGUGUUCAUGUUCAAGGUUCUCCGUUUAAAUUUCACGUGGAUUCCCUGGCGAGUGGUUAUGUGACGGCGUACGGGCCAGGUUUGGUGUACGGCGUAUGCGGUGAACCAGGAAAUUUCGUAAUAUCGACAAAAGGAGCUGGAGCAGGCGGCCUUUCUUUGGCGGUGGAAGGCCCUAGUAAAGCAGAAAUAUCUUGCCAUGACAAUAAGGAUGGAACCGUUUCCGUGUCGUACCUCCCGACUGCUCCAGGGGAAUACAAAAUUAGUGUGAAAUUCGGAGAUAAGCAUAUAAAGGGCAGCCCGUAUGUUGCGAAGAUCACCGGUGAGGGUCGAAAACGAAACCAAAUCUCAGUGGGCGCGUCCAGUGAGGUUCAAUUACCAGGAAAGGUAACCGAUUCCGACAUAAGAUCCCUGAACGCGUCGAUCACAGCGCCGAGUGGCCUCGAGGAACCCUGCUUCCUGAAAAUGUCACCGAACGGAAACAUGUGCGUCUCUUUCACGCCCCGCGAGGCGGGCGAGCACACGGUCGCCGUGAAAAAGCUGGGCAACCAUAUCCAAAACUCUCCGUUCAAAAUCAGCGUGUCCGACCGCGAAGUAGGCGACGCGAAGAAGGUGAAGGUGUCCGGAUCCGGCUUGAAAGAGGGAAAAACCCACGUGGAGAACACAUUCUCGAUUGACACGAGAAACGCUGGUUUCGGCGGUCUGUCCUUAUCAAUAGAAGGCCCUAGCAAAGCAGAGAUCCAAUGCAAGGACAACGAAGACGGUACUCUGAACAUCUUCUACAAGCCCACGGAGCCAGGUUACUACAUCAUGAACUUGAAGUACGCUGAUCACCACGUGGAGGGAUCGCCUUUCACCGUGAAGGUGUCCGGAGAAGGUAGCAACCGCCAGAGAGAGAAGAUUCAAAGACAAAGGGAAGCCGUGCCCAUUACCGAAGUGGGCAGCCAGUGCAAGCUAACCUUCAAGAUGCCAGGCAUCACGUCCUUCGAUUUGGCAGCCACCGUCACUUCUCCAGGAGGGGUGACCGAGGAUGCUGAGGUCAAAGAGGUCGAAGAUGGUCUGUACGCAGUGGCCUUCGUGCCUAAGGAACUCGGCGUGCACACCGUGUCCGUGCGCUACAAGGAAAUGCACAUCCCCGGAUCACCGUUCCAGUUCACCGUUGGCCCACUGAGGGAUAGCGGAGCGCAUAGGGUCCAUGCUGGCGGGCCUGGAUUGGAAAGGGGUGAACAAGGCGAACCGUGCGAAUUCAACGUUUGGACCAGAGAGGCUGGAGCGGGAACUCUGGCUAUUUCGGUUGAGGGACCUAGCAAGGCUAAGAUCGACUUUAAGGACAGGAAGGAUGGUAGCUGUUAUGUUAGCUACGUUGUCUCGGAACCUGGAGACUACCGGGUAGGAAUAAAAUUCAAUGACCAACAUAUCCCUGACUCGCCGCAUAAAGUUUACAUAUCACCGGCCAUGGGAGAUGCUCAUAAGCUGGAAGUUGCUCAAUUCCCAGAAUCCGGCGCGCAACCAGACAAGCCAGCCACCUUCCUUGUUCGCAAAAACGGUGCCAAGGGUGAACUCGACGCAAAGAUCGUGUCUCCCAGUGGCACAGAAGAUGACUGCUUCAUCCAGGCUAUCGAUACUGACACGUACUCCGUGCGAUUUAUGGCCCAUGAGAACGGUAUCCACAAUAUUCACGUGAAAUUCAACGGUGUUCACAUAGCUGGCAGUCCAUUUCCCGUGAAGGUUGGCAAAGUGGACGCGGACCCAGCUGCGGUGCACGCUUUUGGAAAUGGUUUGAAGGAUAUCAAAACGGGCCAGAAAACAGACUUCAUUAUUGAUACUUGCAAUGCUGGCAGCGGGUCGCUCAAUGUAACAGUUGACGGACCGAGUAAAGUCGCGAUGGACUGUACAGAGGUUGAGGAGGGUUAUAAGGUCAGAUACACGCCCUUGGUACCCGGUGAUUAUUACAUAAGCGUCAAAUACAAUGGAUACCAUAUUGUGGGUUCUCCAUUCAAAGUGCCGUGUACUGGAGCCGAUCUUGCCGAGAGAGGUGCUCAGGAAUCAAGUUCGAUUGUUGUUGAGACUGUUCAAAAAAUUUCGAAAUCUAAACAAACGGGGCCAGUUUUACCAUUAUUCAAAUCAGAUGCUAGUAAGGUGACAAGCAAGGGAAUGGGUCUGAAGAAAGCAUACCUCGGAAAACAAAAUCAGUUUGUUGUGAACGCAGGAGAUGCUGGCAAUAAUAUCCUGUAUGUUGCGGUCUAUGGACCCAAAGGACCAUGCGACGAAAUCACAAUGAAACAUACGGGCCGAAACAAUUACAACGUAAGCUACAUGGUUCGCGAGAGAGGAGAAUACAUAAUUCUCGUGAAAUGGGGCGACGAACAUAUCCCUGGAUCGCCUUACAAAGUCGAAGUAUAAAUAAUUAUACUUUGCAUUAUUGUUUCUUUUCAUGACGAAACUAUAAAUUUGUAACAUUUUUUCCUGGUAUAUCGUCCGUUUAAUCUAUCUUUCAUUAAUUAUAUGUUAAUUUUAAUUAUUUUAAGUCUCAUAGAGGGAAAGGACGAACGUAAGUCCGUUUUACUGUGAACAUCAGUAACACUUUCAACAGUCAUUAUUUGGGGUUUUAUUUUCGAUGAAUCACGAUGAAGCAAUCGUUUACUUGAUAUAACAUGUUAAAUGCCAUAUAUACUAUUCUGUGUAAGAAUACUCGCGUAAGAACACGAAGGUGCUAUUCUGUUACAAAAAGAAAAGAACGUUAUAGCAUUGAAGUACUAUUUAUCGUUAGAAGCCACUUCUAAAAUACUAAGCUAUCGAUGUUGUUAAUUUUGUUUGGUUGUUUAGAGGGAAACAAUAUGUAUGAACGAAUGUAAUGAAUUAGGAUGAUGUAUAAUUUGUACUUUGCAUAAUAAGAGUCUCUAGGCAUUCGUAAUUAAGGAUAGUCGACAAUAUCUGUUGGUGCUUCGUAUUGAUUAAAACAAAUUCCAAAUGUUCGAACUAGCAGUCAAAGUACAAACGCAAAUUUUCUGUGAAAUACUACCUGAAAUAUGGAAUUCAAAUAAUGUCGGUUUCGUCACGAGAAAAGAGGAAUUGUAUAUUCAAAUGCAUGCAGGGUGUUCACGAAAUCAAUGUACAAUCUGGUAAGAGAUGAUACAGCGGACAAAAAUAAGUUGAGAACAUAGAAUAAUAUUUUUCGUUUGAUACGUCCGAGGUAAUAACAUUUCAAACAAUUUCCUUGUUUGGAAAAUUAAAAACAAUGUUUUUAAUUUACUUUUUAUGUGGAAUUAGUUCUGUCUCGAUUGUAUUGAUAUUUUGGGAACACCCUGUAUUAUAUCUGUUACUAAAAGUUGUUAAGGGUGCGUAUGGGCCAUGAAAUAUUUUAGAAAGGAAUUGCAUUGCUUUUCACUUUCUAGCACGCAAAUAAACUGCGAGCUAGCUCGAUAAUAGCGAAAUAAGAAAAGUGUUUCGUGUUAUUUGAAUAAUACCACAUAUUAAGGUGUUUAAUUUUUAAUCAAUAUACGGUUCACGUGACUUCUGCUUUAAUUUGUAUGUUAUCACCUACAAACACUGCGAUUUCUGGUUAGUUCGUCUGAAUCAUAGCUGAAAAACAGGUUAAGCGGCAGUGAGAACUGCAAAUGAUGUAUAAUGUUAAGCUGAAAUCAUAUGUAUGUCAAUUAUUCAUUGAAGAAAACACCAAUUGUGCCUUCCAUUCUAGUUUAAAUUAAAUUUAUUCUGCUAAAACACGUUAUGAUGUAAUCAUAUCAAAUAUUUAAGUAUAGAUUAAAUGCAUCGACUAUUAUAAAUAAUAUAAAAUGAAAUAAAUAAUAUGUUUAUUAUGAAGCUUA
Nomia melanderi (Alkali bee) is the source of this 8988-nucleotide messenger RNA. RefSeq names its product filamin A protein cher (gene cher). Gene Ontology annotation, molecular function: actin filament binding. Lineage: Eukaryota; Metazoa; Arthropoda; Insecta; Hymenoptera; Halictidae. Gene Ontology annotation, biological process: actin cytoskeleton organization. The record is from RefSeq and is a predicted model, not a curated record.